CUUUCGACGGGAAUAAUAGAAUGGAACGUAUCGAGCGACGGCGCUUGGCGACUAAUUAUAGGUGUGCUCGGCGAUGUCGGCCCUGUGAUUGGCUCGGCCGCAUUUUCGAGUCCGGAUCUGUCAAGAAAGCUCGUAAGAAAUACAAAAGUAUACCGUGUGUGAAUGACCGAGUACGCAUGACGGAACGAUGCGUGUUCCCUGGUUUGACGGCGGUAGAGCGCCGCGCGCGGUGCAUGAGGGAGAAGAAGGAAAGAGAAAGUGCAAUCGAGGCGAACGGGCGUGAAGGAGAUGGCAGGUUGGACACGAGGACAACGAAGCGAAUAGUGGAGACAGGGACGUAUGAACGCUCUGGAUCCAUGAGAACGCGAGGAGGGAGCUCAGCGGUUCCGCCUUCAAUACCUUGUCGGACAGGAUAUCCAUAAAUUGCCAAAGUGCGGCUUUUCGCACAGCGCGCUUUGUGGAAGUGGCUUUGUAGAGAAAGAAACAGUCAAGAGAUAUACUUCUGAUUGUGGAGGUCCUAGCCGUUCCCCACGAUCAUACGUACCUGGAGCCGCGCCUGGUGGGGGCAGAAGGAGCGGAGAGCGAGGGUGUCGGUCGUUCGGUCGGCGCACAGCGAACAGUGGUGAGCGGACUCGUAUACCGGCUACGGGUCGUCGUGUGAUGGACGAGCUCGCGAGCAGCGUGCAAUAACCGUCGUCGGGUCGAGAGGAAGAGGCCGCGUGUCGCGCGGGGCCAAUCGAGUCGCGGAAGAACCCUGGAAUAAGCAUAAUCCGUCGAGGGAAGUAACGUUCCGUGGGCGCGUCGCCAAGAAAAGAGCUACGCGCAGUACCGACGUGCGUCAAGAUGUGAGAGAACUCCGGAAUCGUGAGGGACGAGCAAGUCAGCCUGUGCAAAAGGACGACCGUAUCGUCGGCGUCGUCAGCUCGACGGGAAACCCGCGACCGCGGUGGUUCGGAGUGAUCCUCUUCGAGGUUCACCCGAAAGCACUAGUAAGGGUGGGCACGAGCAGCUAUCGAGCGGCCUCCCCUCGCGGGGAUGCACGUGUAUGCAUCUCGCCGGAGGUAGGUAGGACGUCUCCCCGUGCCACGCUGCGAAAACAGAACGUCAGUUUCAGCGAUGGAUCAUCCGUGGGGUAAGAGAGAGUAAGGUGCGUGGUCCAGGUGUCGACCAGUGACACAGGUAAUCACGGCUCUCGUGUCACCUGAUCCAGCGGCGUACAUAUGUUGUUGUUGUCCCACGCGACACAUGUCGCUUCACCGUGUCGCUCAUCAUCGCGCGGCAAUUGCUGGUGAACGCCGUGAGAAUCUCAGGAUCCUCAACCCUCCUCCUCUGCGUUAGACAAUAAAGGAUCGUCGAUGUCACCGCCACUUAAUACGCGAAACGCCGAGAGCACGAGCAUGCGACUCGACACCGCUGUCGGAUGUAGAUUUCUUCCGGAGGCAGGAAAACAUAUCGUCAAGAGACGGACGCAACGACCAGCGCAUCGUCGCGAGUGAACGGCGCUUGUCGCUUCAAUUAUUCGAUUUCAGUUGGAUAUACGACGACAAACGCUUAUUAAUUCACGUUGUCUCGUGACGUCAACGAUCACUGAAGGAAGAAAAGCUCGCGAUUAUUCUAGUCGCAUCAUCUUCACCUUGACGAGACCUUGACAGGACUUGGGCAGGACAACAUCAAGCACGUUUUCGGAACUUACGAGAGUCUCUUUCUCUGUAAGGAACGUCGAGUCUAUAUCACACUUAUCGACAUUUGACGGCUCACCAUUCCGGAUAUGCCAUCGAGUGCGUACCCGGGACACGAUACGUCGAGACAUCAGCAGCUAUCGCGGAACUGCCGCAUCGCCGUGAUUAUCGACGCUUCCUCGUCGACAUUGAUUGCACCGUAAAGAACUCAAGCACCAGAAUGCUGCCACCAAGCGCGAUCGACGUGCAGGGUUUCUCGCCCCGCGACGUGAGCACCCGUGGCCUGCUGUCGGAGACGAUGUGCGCCGAGUUGCGACCCGACGUGACAGCUACCUCGACAACGUGUCACAUCCUCGAGGCGCGUGCAGUCGCGAGAUGCCAUGAAGAAUUCGACGAGACUAUCCGCACCGCCUCGGAGCCGGAAUGUUCCAAGCGGAGGAUCGAAUCGACGGCCGGCGGGAGCACCAGGUCCAUGGACGGCCGGUCGCGGCAAGGCUUCUCCAAGGGUUCCGCCUCUCUGCAGAGCUUAGUGCGCCGGAGGAGCCGGAGACACGGCGGUGGCGGCUCGUCCUUGCCUCUAGAGGCCGAGCUGUCCUCGAGACAGGCCGUUUACCCCGCGGACCUUGCCAAGGACAACGCGAACACGGCGAUGGUAUUCCGCAACGGGGAAGAGGAGACGCGAACCGCGACGCCGACGUCGACGCUCAUCUACGCGACCUCCUCAGUACAGCCACUGGGGUCGACGUCGCGGGCCGAUAAUAACGUCAAAGACGUCUCCUCGUCGACCAGCAACGUUCUUCCCAGCGGCAGCAACGCUACCUCCACGACGAUCAGCGGCAGCGGCGGCCGUUUCGGUAACACUGCGGCGGUUUCGUUGCCGAGGAGCGCGACCAGCGUCGCGACGCCGGGACCGUCGACCUCCUCGUGGAACAACAGCGUCGCCGAGCAGGAGAGCGACUACGUGGUCGACCCGGUGCAGGGCAACGCUUAUCACAAGGGUCACUUCCUCGGCAAGGGCGGCUUUGCGAGAGUUUACCUGAUGACCGACGUCAAUAAUGGGAACCAAUACGCGUGCAAGAUCAUCCCGAAAAAUCGUAUGCAGAAAAUACACAUGCAGAAGAUCGCGCGUGAGAUCAUGAUCCACAAGGAGCUGAAUCAUGUGAACGUCGUUCAGAUGCAUCACUAUUUCGAGGACAACUUGAAUGUGUACAUGCUUCUGGAGGCUUGCCCGCGUAAGAGCUUGAUGCACGUGCUGAAGUACCGUGGCAAAGUCACGGAACCGGAAGCGCGUUACUAUAUGAAGCAAAUGGUGACCGGCGUGGCGUACAUCCACUCUCAGAAAGUCGUCCAUCGAGAUCUGAAGCCGGGCAACAUGUUCCUGUCGGAUCGGAUGAUCGUCAAGAUCGGCGACUUCGGACUGGCGACCAGGCCUGACGGCCAACGUAGGACGAUAUGCGGCACGCCGAACUACAUCGCCCCGGAAGUGUUGUACAAGCAGGCGUACAGCUACGAGGCGGAUGUUUGGGCGUUGGGCUGCAUACUUUAUGCCUUGCUGGUGGGGCAGCCGCCGUUCGACACCGCUACGCUCAAGGAGACCUACGCGAGAAUCUGCAAUAACCAUUACCGCGAGGUAGACGACAGUAUCGCGAGCAGGAGCGGUCAGGAUCUGAUCAGGUGGCUGCUGCAAUCCAAUCCCGAGCUAAGACCGAGCCUGGAGAGAGUGAAGGAGCACGCUUACCUCACCAAGGAGUACGUGCCGGCGUCCUUGCCCCACACUUGCUGCUACCAGAUGCCACCGACGUCGAUUGUCGAGCCAUCCUCGGUCUCUACUGUCGCCAGAAGCCAACAAGAGGCCAACAAAGCGCAGCAGGUAUGGCAGCAGAGCCUCGUUCAUCCCGACGCGUCUGGCAUGCCGCGUUAUCAGCAACAAUCGAUUCAAGCUCAACAGCAGCAGCAAUUGCAGCAGCAACAUCUACUCAAUCGCUCGCAGAAAAGCCUGCAGAAGGAGUCCAAGGUUUCCAGCUGGCUCGUCAGAAAAUUACCGAAGCUGCCGCGGUUCCGGCAACGGCUUAGCAGCGUGCUCUGUCCGGACCACAAGAAGAUCGGCCUCGUGGCGCAAAGCGUGCAAAUGCAUCGCGCUCUGGAGGCCUGCGUGACGGAGAUGAAGCGCAACAACACGUGCAACCCGCCGACCGUGGAGGACAUCGUGCCGCUUUUCGUCACCAAGUGGAUCGAUUACUCGAAUAAGUACGGGCUGGGCUUCCAAUUGUCCGAUAAGUCGGUCGGCGUUCUCUUUAAUGACAACACGAAGAUCAGUUACACUCACGAUAGAAGAAGAGUGGAAUACAUGACGACCGACGACGAGGUGACGCGAUAUCACCGAGAAAAGGACAUCCCAUUGGCGCUGCAGAAGAAACUCGAGUUGCUCCGUCACUUCACCGAAUAUAUGGACGAUUUCCUCACAGAAGGUGGUGAGCUGAAAAAAUAUCGCGCGCCGCCGCGACAGUCGAAAAACGCUUGCGUGCCGCGAAUGAGACGGUGGCUGCGUACAGACAAGGCCAUCGUGAUGGAGCUAACGGUACCUCUCCUGCAAGUGAAUUUCUUCGUGGACCACACGAAGAUGGUAGUGUCGCAGGAAUCGCCGGGUAGGGGAUACUUGAUCACUUACAUCGACACGGGCCGACACGCAUCUUCCUAUUGGCUGAACGAUCUGCGUGACCUCGGCUGCACCCCGGACCUCUACGAGCGGCUGUACUACGUCUGCAAAGUGACGCGCGAGUUCGCCGAGCUAGACAACAACACGAUCGCUUGACCGCCGGCGAAUUCCCGCGAAACGCGCUAUUCUCUCAGACGCUGAGACGAAAAACGGCCGAGACGAUAUCUUACGGACCUGAUUUCGAGCUCUCAUCCGGGCAACCUCUUUCCUCUUCUCAAUCGGAUUCCAUAGUUGUCAAAUUCCCCCAAAUCGCAUCGGCCAUCACGAUGACACGUAACUAUUGCGAUGAGAAGAAACAGAAAAUACUCCGACUCUCCGGUUCAAUGGAGGAAGUAGCGGGGCUGCUUAAGCGCGUCACGGUACAUACCGUUACGUGCAUUUCUCAGGAGGUCGUAAAUAAGAACACGUCACGCGUGCGGGUCCGAGAAGGCGUGUCACACACGCGAAAAGAGCCGCGGUUUGAGUGCUUCCGUUGGGAUUUACGGGCUUGUGCGUUGUUUUCGCAAAAGUCAGAGGUGGCCGCCCGCCGAAAUAGCAUUUGCAAAUGGAGAAUGAGUCGCCGAAAACUAACAUACUAUUUCUACGCACAGUGGCUCUCGUUGCUGGUCACGCGAACGCGAAAAUUCAUAUGAUAAAAGCACCAAUACCUGAACAAAUACCCAACUCUGGUUUUCUCUUUUUAGCCUUUAAAUACGUUUAAGCUUUCAACAUAGAAUAUAUGUAUACAUUCGAUAUGUGUACAUUCGACAUAUAUAUUAUAUGUUGAAAAUUUAAACAUUCAUGUUUAAAGACCCAAACAAUAGAAAGAAUGUUAAGUAUAUAUCCAAGCAUUGGUACUUUCACUUUAAUUUGCAUUUUGCAGAAGAUCUCGUACUCCUCGUGUAAGAAUCAUUCUGUAAAUCCGCUGAGAUAUAUCGAGAUCAAUACGAACGUCGUGAACGAUUAGAUCAAAUCGAUAAGAUAUAAUCGCGUUCGGUGACAUCUUUCAUCGUACAGGAUGCAAAACGGGUCACGAGUAGGAGUGUCAACAACAUUGUUACUACCUCCAUUAAAUAGGUAUGUGUGUGUGUGUGUAUAUGUGUGUGCGUGUGUGUGUAUAUAUAGCACAGUCGUUAGUGUAUUUAUUUUUCAUGGCGCAGAUCUCCCUAGUUCAGUGCCUAUAUCAAGUAAGUGAUCGACACAUUCGGUAGAUUAGUUUUGUCGGGCGUAAAUCGAGCAAAUAGUUUUGUUACAUUCGAUUAAGUGUGUUACUUUUCGCGCACACGCGCAAUGUUGUGUCGUUCGAAACGAUAAACGUUCUUCACGUACAAAGAAGUAUUUCCGCUGAACAAACACAAUGUUAACAAAAUCUAAACUCCAUUAUUCCGUAAUUCGUUGUUAAGACACCGUGUUGCCUGUAAACUUUUGAUUAUCCAGGAGAAAGAGAGUUUGAAUCUCAUAGGAAGUAAGAGAAGACGAUCGACAUACAUAAAAAAGGAAAAGAAUCUAAAGAUAUCUGAAGGCAGUUUCGAUUUUUCACACGUUCUCUGAUCUCUUGAGAUAUUCUUCGGACUAUAUGUUAUUGAUUAUGAAAGAAAGAGGAAAGGAAAAAAACGAGAUAUUUGUGAUACUGUGAGAUUGUUGUUGGAAAUUGGAUCUGAUGCGAUUUGAAGUGUGUGUGCGUGUGUAUAUGUGUAUUGCAAAAAUGAGAAGAAUCGUCGAAACGCGUCUGUCGGUAGUGCGCGUAAAAGAGAGUAUAUCCUGUGUUUAUCACGUUAUUUUUUAAAAACCAAUUUUUUCAUGAAUUUUGGGAUCGACUUUUUGUUUUAUCUAAUGUGAUAUAUGCGUUGUAUUUAUACAUAUAUAUAUAUAUAUAUAUAUAUAUAUAUAUAUAUAUAUAUGUAUGUAUGUAUGUAUGUAUAUAUAUAUAAACGUGAGGAUUCGUCGUCAUGAGGUCUUUUGAUACGGUUUGUCGUUGAGUACUUAAAGAGAAAAACCGGCUAAGAGAACGCCUCGCAGGCGUUGCCCACUAUACGAUGUUCCAGGAAGGUGCGGUUAAAAACGAAAAAGAAUAAAUUUCUAGCAAUCCUAGUCACGCUCCUUUUUCACGUUUCUAGAUUUAAGAGCGACGAGUGUCUCACUGCCAUCGUUGUUAACGCCGUGGUAACGCGUUGCUACUGUAUCUCCAGGCUGUUACGUUAUAGUUAAUAAUACUAUUUAUUAGUUGCGUUCGCGCGCGUACACUUGUUGAAAGUUCAUCAUGCGUUAUUACUUGUUGUUACGAUGGUGUGAAUAACGCUUCUGUUAGCUGUGCAUGCCGUCGACGAGAUUCUCAAGUGUCGCGAGCAGCGUCGCCGUGGGAAUUCUUGCGCGUGCGACGCGAUAUCGCAUCCCUUCGUAUGCAUUUUUCGGGAGCGACGCGACGGGUCCCGUCAAAAAGUUGUUCUACUUCCUGUUAUCGUGUAUAUUAACUAUUAUAUAGUUAUCGCUAGUUCUAUUAUUAUUGUUAUCACUCUAUUACUCUAUAUAUAUAUUAUCGUAUAGAUAAUUAUUGAUAUUAUUAUAAGAAUUAUAUAUAUAUAUAUAUAUUAUAUGAAAAUAUUGUGCUGCUAGCGCUAUUGACACGUAAUCGAUAAUACUAUUGUCACGACAGUGAACGCAAUUAUCUUUAGUACAAGUAUUAAUUACUCACUUAGCAGUAAUGGCAAUUAUUACGAUUAUUAGUAUCGCGCUUGUAUGUACGCGAGACAAUCCGCUGCAUCACCGGGUGAAUGAGUUUGUUACUUGCAUCCGACACGACGGCUACUGUCACACAAUCACCGAGUGCAGUGAUAUUAUUAUUAUUAUAUUUUAUUUUUUAUCGGGAUUUUGUAUCGCAUAACGAUUGUGCGCGCGUUUCAUACAACGAGGCAGCGAUUAACACUAAAGAUCUCAGAUUUCUCGCUUUGUUCGUCUUCCACGAAGGAGAAAUAAAGCGUUAGAUUCGAAACAACAGACGUCGUUUCAAUUGUGGAGAGCGCAUCGUGUGAGUUGAAGGAAGAAGAGUGUCGUUAGCGAAACAUUUAAUAAAAACUACAUUUUUGACAAAGUAUAAA
Odontomachus brunneus is the source of this 7469-nucleotide messenger RNA. RefSeq names its product serine/threonine-protein kinase PLK1-like. Bases 1900 to 4491 code for a protein of 863 amino acids. Lineage: Eukaryota; Metazoa; Arthropoda; Insecta; Hymenoptera; Formicidae. The record is from RefSeq and is a predicted model, not a curated record. The transcript is spliced from 10 exons. Gene Ontology annotation, biological process: regulation of cytokinesis; mitotic cell cycle; protein phosphorylation. Gene Ontology annotation, cellular component: nucleus; cytoplasm; spindle pole. Gene Ontology annotation, molecular function: protein serine/threonine kinase activity; ATP binding; protein binding.